GCAGAGCCCGUGAGGCUCCCGGAAAUGAAGCCGCAGACGAGGGGCUGUGCCGUAAAUGGAAAGUGAAAAACGUUGUUGCGCGGCUCUGUUUCAUGGGGGUGAUUGAUAUCAGGCAUCUUUCACAGAGUGUGAGCAGCUGCUGAGGGGGCGGCAGACUCGCCUGUCAGGACAACUGAAGAAGAAGAAGGCGGAGGAGGAGGAUGGCCGGCUUUUUGGAUAACUUCCGCUGGCCCGAGUGUGAAUGCAUCGACUGGGGCGAGAGGAGGAAUGCCGUGGCCUCCAUCGUGGCCGGAGUUCUGUUCUUCACCGGCUGGUGGAUCAUGAUCGACGCCGCUGUGGCGUAUCCAACCCAGGAGCAGAUGAACCACGCCUUCCACACCUGUGGCGUCUUUUCCACCAUCGCUUUCUUCAUGAUUAAUGCAGUUUCCAACGGCCAGGUGAGGGGGGACACGUACGGAGAAGGCUGCAUGGGCCGGACAGGAGCUCGUCUCUGGCUCUUCAUCGGCUUCAUGAUGAUGUUCGGCUCGCUCAUCGGCUCCAUCUGGAUCCUGUUUGGAGGCUACGUAGUGCCGAAGAAAGAAGUGGCUCCGGGGAUGGCUGUGUUCUUUCAGAACGCCUUCAUCUUUUUAGCACUCUGAUCUACAAGUUUGGCCGCACUGAAGAUUUAUGGGGUUAAGACGUCUCUACAGACACACACACACACGCACGCACGUUUGUAUUUAUAUCCUUGUGGGGACAUCUCAUUGACAUAAUGCUUUCC
Maylandia zebra (zebra mbuna) is the source of this 760-nucleotide messenger RNA. Its product is annotated as transmembrane protein 50B. Lineage: Eukaryota; Metazoa; Chordata; Actinopteri; Cichliformes; Cichlidae. The record is from RefSeq and is a predicted model, not a curated record.